Molecule: messenger RNA, 2388 nt
Organism: Pollicipes pollicipes
Lineage: Eukaryota; Metazoa; Arthropoda; Thecostraca; Pollicipedomorpha; Pollicipedidae
Product: Usher syndrome type-1G protein homolog
Exons: 10
Coding region: 91-1491 (466 amino acids)
Molecular function (GO): protein binding
Source: RefSeq, a predicted model, not a curated record
ACGACCUGGGGAGGGGCCGCGAGAGGCUGCCGGAGGCGGUGCACGGCUCAGCCGCGGCGCAGGUCACGCGGCGCCGGUCACCUCGGCGCCAUGGAGGAGGACCGCUUCCACAGGGCCGCUCGGGACGGCUAUCUGGACCUGCUGCACGAGGCGAGCAAGCGCGACUGCAAUGCGCAGGAUGAGGAUGGCAUGACGCCGACGCUGUGGGCCGCCCACGAGGGACACCUGGACGCGCUCCGACUGAUCGCCGGCCGUGGGGGUGAUCCGGACAAAUGCGACAACUACGGCAACACGGCCCUGCACUGCGCAGCGGCCAAGGGUCACAUGAACUGCGUCAGCUUCCUGGUGAACUUCGGCGCCAACCUGUGGGCGCUCGACAACGACUUCCACACGGCCAAGGACUUGGCGGCCAUCCGCAGCCGCGAUGACGUGCUGCGCUACCUGGACACAGUCAUCGCCAAACAGGAGGCGCUCAACAAGAAGGUCGCCCGGUCGCUGAAGGAGAAGGCCGUCAAAGAGGCAGAGAAGAGGGUCAAGGAGUAUGACAAGAUACAGAAGAAGCUGGACCGUAAGGCGGCCAAGGAGGAGCAGCGAAUGCAGCUGGAGCGGCAGAAGAUGGAGCAGCACGGCGGCGACGAGGCGGCACCGGCGGAGGCGCCGGAGAGCGCGCCGGCCAAGACGCGCAGCAUCGUCUCCACCAUCUCGCGCGGCACGGCCGGCCUGCUCGGCCUGCACAAGGAGAAACCUCACGUGAGCGGCCAGACGCCCAGGUUCUCCGAGCUGACGAACGCCGGGGCGGCCGCCAACCGGAACCGCAUGCUGCCGGGCGGUGUGAACCGUCGUCUGCAGCAGCGGCGCAACAACAAGUUCGAGGAACAGAACUUCACGGUGUCCGACAGCGCCAACGGCACCAAGUCGGUGCGCAGUCUGUCCGGCCUGAAGCGGGACGAUCAGAUCAUGUACGUGCAGAAGUACGAGGAGGAGGGCUCGGGCGCCGACGGCCCAGGCAAGCGGGGUAAGCUGACGGACCUGGAUUUCAACCAGUCGGGGGCGGCUGCCGAGCAGUCGCUGUUCGACCGACCCGGCUUCGGCAACGUCGCCUUCAGGAGAAACAUAAACUCGGCGCUGAGUCAGCUACCCGAGGACCGGGAGGUCAAGUCAGGUCAGGAGGACAGCAUCGGCUCCGCCGGCAGCCUCACCGGAAAGCAGAACCCCUGGGACGAAGAGGACCUUCCAAGCGAUGACGAGGUGGAGGAGAUGAACCCGGAGACGUCGGCGCUGCACCUGGUGCUGACGUCGGCCGGCCUGGCCGAGUUCAUCCCGACGUUCACGCGCGAGCAGAUCGACCUGGCGGCACUGGCGCUGCUCUCCGAGGCCGACCUGGCCGAGCUGGGCCUGCCGCUCGGGCCGCGCCGCAAGCUGCUCAAGGCGCUCAGCGACCGGGAGGCGGCGCUGGCGCAGCCCGGCGAGAUCACCGACACGCCGCUCUGAGAGCGCGACGCCGGCGGCACUCUCGCCAGCGCUGGGCGCGGGAACCGAGAGCUGCGUGUGUGUGAGAGGAGGCGAGAGGUGAGCUAGCUCACGGCCUGCGGUCGGCAUGGGCCGGGCCAGUGCGGUAGCGUCGUGUGACGCUCGGUGAGGACUCCUGGAAGCACGAUGCCGCCGUUGACGACUUGGGCGGGCCAUUGAGGAAUGUUCCCGAAUAAACCGGCCGGCCAGAACCGGACUGACGGCGGUGUAUUCUGGCUAGAUCACUUUUUGUCACCGACGUUACAAACGUAACUAAGUCCAUUGAAACUGGCCUGUCGGAACCGCAGUAUGCCACAGACCCCAGUAGUCAAACCCUAUUGCAAAACUCCCCACCAUUCCGGGGAUGUAUGUUGGGAAAGCAGAUCUCUCAAGGGACGGGGAGAAAUGACGUUGUCAAUGCGCACAGAUGCGCAAAACCCGGUACUAGCGAUCCCUUUGCUUUCAUUGUCAUCUUACCGCGUUAGCGCACCAUUCACGGAAACCCUCCGGCUCCAUGACUAUGGUGCGUAAAGCGAAAUGACGAAACGACGUAAGCGUUCGCGCGGCUUCGAGCCGACAGAGGAGCAUAGUCAAAUUGCAGAACGUGGAGGAGCCGUUCAUGAGCUGGGAACGACCCCCCCCCCUUGCCAUGCGAUGGCAACAUCAUGACCCCCAGUGUGGUCACCGCAGUAGCCAGGGCACGGCGCGAGAUGACGUCAUCAGCACUUGAAUGAUGCCAUUGCUGCGGAGUAAUCGGUCUGACCAGCGCGCGAGCGCCGUCCCGCCCUGCGUCUUGCGCCCUGCGCCCUGCGUCCUGCGCCCUGCGCCCUGCGUCCUGCGCCCGUGACAAGCCGCCAGAGCGUCUCGGGCUCGCGUGCG